GUCCCAGGUUGAUGUUAUAUAACACUGAGAAUGUAACAGAUGUAUUGUUACUGUGUGUAGGCGGAGGAAGUCAAAUCUGAUUAGAUGUCUUUCAGCCUUUAAAACAUACGGAACCAAAGACACUGUCCUGAAUCACAAGUCAUCAAAGCUGCAGCUUCGUGUGACGCCAUGACUUCCAGAGUGUGCCCCCUCCUGCUGCUGCUAGUAUGCAGCCUUGCUGUGGCCAAAGCUCAACUGAAAGUGUUCAAUCUGAGGGCCACUGAUCUUCCCGCAGACAUCUUUGGAGUCACAGACGGCUACGUGAAGGUGUCCUGCAUGUCCGCAAUUCUUGGUCAAACAGAGGUUCGCCAUAACAGUGCAAACCCAUGGUGGGAUGAGCAAUUCUUCUACUACGAGGCUCAGGAGAAUGACAUCCUGAGGCUUGAACUACAUGAUGAAGAUGUCAUCUUUGACGACCUGUUGGGAGCCUGUCAGAUAAACAUCAAACCAGGAACCCAUGAGCAUAACUGCUACCUGGAAAAAGGCGUUCUCUAUUACUCCUACACUUUUACUCCAUAGUAAUGAAGCAAGUUCAGAUGGGUGAAACCUUUAGCUCUUACUGACGUCUGUUGAUGAUACAACUGUUAUUCUAAAGUGUAGUUCCAGCAACACCCGAUUCUGAUUUGUACUACAAUAAACAAUGGUCAAAAUACCCAAAA
Molecule: messenger RNA, 698 nt
Organism: Cynoglossus semilaevis (tongue sole)
Lineage: Eukaryota; Metazoa; Chordata; Actinopteri; Pleuronectiformes; Cynoglossidae
Product: perforin-1-like
Exons: 2
Coding region: 169-558 (129 amino acids)
Biological process (GO): defense response to virus; T cell mediated cytotoxicity; immunological synapse formation
Cellular component (GO): membrane
Molecular function (GO): wide pore channel activity
Source: RefSeq, a predicted model, not a curated record